Messenger RNA from Spizellomyces punctatus DAOM BR117, 1978 nucleotides. RefSeq lists its product as uncharacterized. The transcript is spliced from 7 exons. NCBI's taxonomy places the organism in Eukaryota, Fungi, Chytridiomycota, Chytridiomycetes, Spizellomycetales, Spizellomycetaceae. The coding region runs from base 268 to 1818 and encodes 516 amino acids. The record is from RefSeq and is a predicted model, not a curated record.
ACUCCCCCCAGCCUUUCCCCGCCGUCCCCCGUCUAUUUUUUGUCAGCUCAGCCUUUCAGCUCAGCUUCAGCCAGCAAACUUGCUCUUCCUGAAUCAGAUUUAGAGUACUUUAAGACCUGGGUUGGUUGUUUUGGGUGCCCGUUGUAUGUGGAAAGGCAACGCCCGUUUUUCAGCCGCUGAACAACUGCACCGUACCGUCAAGGCUGGUCAACUCCACUCUACCUUAACCCAAAGUCAACAACAACACAAAAAUACGGUUUAUCCCAAAUGCCCACCCUCCUCGUCUUCCUCACCAUCACCCUCUUUCUCUUUCACGUCUUUUCCUCGCUCCCACUUGUCCUCCCCCUCAUUUUUCUCACGCUCGCACUCGCUCAGUACACAAUAACCCACCUCUACACAUCCCACCUCCAAAAAACAACAAUCCUAACUGACAUCCAAUACUUGACGACACCACCACCACGCGGUAGGAAAGGCACUGCGAUUGUAGUUGGAGGGUCCAUCGCAGGACUCAUCACCUCUGCUGUGCUAUUGAACCAUUUUGAUCGAGUGGUGGUGUUGGAGAGUGAGGAGAUUGGUCAGAAUGGGGAUGGAAAAGAAGAACGGAAACAUGUUCCGCAUGGGCGGCUUGCGCAUGUGUUGUUACCGUUGGGAUUGAAGGUUGUUAAAACGUUGUUUCCUGGGUUGGAAAAUGAUCUUUUGGAACGAGGGGGCAUACCUACCCAACUCUCUGCCCAAUAUCAACACAUUUACGGAGGUCUGAUCAAACAAACCCCAUACGUCCCAGACACGGCCAUCAUCCUCACCUCCCGCCCUCUCCUCGAAUCCACCAUCCGUCACCAACUCCUUUUAUCCGAUCGCAUCGAGUUUCGGUCUGGGACGGUUGUAACGGGGUUGGUGGUUCAAGAAGGGGAUGUGAGAGGUGUCAAGGUUUUUGAUGGGGAGAACAAGGCGGGGGUUGUGGAGGGGGUUGUGGUUGUUGAUGCUACUGGGAGGAGUGCGAGAGGAAUCAAAUGGCUCCAAUCCCUCUCAUACCCAACACCCCCAACAACAUCCUACGACCCCCACCAACAAUACACAUGCGCCCGCUUCAAAACCCACUCCGACCUGCCCAGCCUAGUCUUUAACGUUGGUUUCCCGGGCAAACGCCACGAAACCUUUGCCAUCUUCCGCGUUGAAAACAAUGAAUGCAUCCUUGGAUCCAUGUCGACGGGGAAUCCCCAUCCGAUUGCACCUCGCUCCGAUGAAGCGAUGCGAGAUUGGAUGUUGGCGAGUGAUUGUCCGGAAUUGAAUACCACCAUGUUUGAGAGGGUUGGUGAACGGGUUUCUGAGUGGUUUUCUUGGAAGUUUCCGGGGAGUCGGUGGGUGAGGUAUGAAGAGGUUGACCUUCCUGGAGGGUUUGUAGCGGUUGGUGAUGCAGUUUGUAGUUUUAACCCAAUCUACGGCCAAGGCAUGACCGCCGCCGCCAUCGCCGCAACAACCCUCGACGCAACCCUCCGCAAAACAACCUCACUUAAAUCCCUCCCAAAAACCUACCACACCCUCCUCGCACACCGUCUAGAACCCAUCUGGGACACGAACGAAUCCAACGAUAUCCGAUUCAAAGCCGUUACGCCUUCCUCGCCAUUAGAUUCCCAUCGUGUCCGUCUUGAACGCUCUGGACGGGUUUUUGAAUUGUUGGUGUACGCGGCGCAGGAGGAUGCGGCUGCUUCGGGGUGUCUUUUGAGGUUGAUGUCUAUGGUUGCUGGACAGGCGGAGAUGCUUGAGUGGAGGGUUUUGUGGGCUAUUGCAAAGGUUGCUUGGAGGCGGUAUUGGGAGUAGAUAGCGAGUGAACGCAUGGUGAGGUACGUGAGGAGAAUAGUAGAGUGGUUUCGGUGAGGUUGGAUAGAUAUCAUUGAGUGUUUUAUAUCCAGAGUUUUCUUUAUACCGUGUCAGGGAUUGGGUAUCUCGUCUUUUGUCUACAGAAACAAUUCAAAAGGAU